UCCCCCCCUUAAACCCUCGUCUUUCAAUCAGGGUUUUUAUUUUCCCACAACAAAGCCUUUUCUUUUCCCGUCUCACCCCUCUUAUCUUCUUCUUCAUCACUCCCCAGUCCAACAAGCCCAUCUCACCAAUACUGUAAUUUUCCUCUGUUUGUUUCUCCAACCCUUCCUUCAAUGGCGCCUGUCCUAAGCAGAAGCUUGGCCUCUGCUUCCGUGGCAUCGCUUCCUUCCUAUCCGUCCUCGUUUUCGUGCAGGAACAGCAGUAAAGUCUACAGCCUCAAGAGGAGUGCUUUCGUGCCACAAAAUGGUCUUAGGCAAGGGUUUUCUUCUGGGUCUGGUCUGAAGUGGAAACUCGAAAGGAGAGGGAGGGGAUUGGUUGUACGGUGCGAUGCCGCCACCGUUGCCGAGAAAGAAGCGCCCGAGACGUCCGGCGAGCGGCACGAAUACCAAGCCGAGGUUAGCCGCCUAUUGGAUUUAAUAGUUCAUAGUCUAUACAGCCAUAAGGAAGUGUUUCUUAGGGAGCUUGUGAGUAAUGCAAGCGAUGCCCUUGAUAAGUUGAGGUUCUUGAGUGUGACUGAGCCUUCCUUACUUGGUGAUGCCGGGGAGCUGGAGAUUCGCAUUAAGCCUGACCCAGAUAAUGGGACCAUCACUAUAACGGAUACUGGUAUUGGGAUGACAAAGGAGGAGCUCAUAGACUGUCUUGGAACUAUUGCUCAGAGUGGUACCUCGAAAUUCUUGAAGGCUAUUAAGGAAAAUAAUGACCUUGGAGCUGACAAUGGUUUAAUUGGUCAAUUUGGCGUUGGAUUCUAUUCAGCUUUUUUGGUUGCUGAAAAGGUGGUAGUGUCUACAAAGAGUCCGAGGUCAGAUAAGCAGUAUGUCUGGGAGGCGGUAGCUGAUAGUAGCUCAUAUGUGAUUAGGGAAGAAACUGAUCCUGAAAAGCUCCUUCCUCGUGGAACCCAAAUUACACUUUAUCUAAGGCCUGAUGAUAAAUAUGAAUUCGCAGAGCCAACAAAGAUUCAGAGUUUGGUGAAGAAUUACUCACAGUUUGUUUCAUUCCCUAUUUACACAUGGCAAGAGAAGUCUCGCACUGUUGAGGUGGAAGAGGAGGAAGAACCAAAAGAGGGAGAGGAGGCCAAACCAGAGGAUGAGAAGAAAAAGAAAAAGACAACUAAAACUGAGAAAUACUGGGACUGGGAGUUGGCUAAUGAAACUAAACCUAUAUGGAUGCGGAAUUCAAAGGAAGUCCAGAAGGAUGAGUACCAUGAAUUUUACAAGAAGACAUUUAAUGAAUUUUUGGAUCCACUUGCAUGCACUCAUUUCACCACAGAGGGCGAGGUGGAGUUUAGAAGUGUUCUCUAUGUUCCUGGCAUGGCACCUCUUAACAAUGAAGACAUUGUAAAUCCUAAGACAAAGAACAUACGUUUAUAUGUGAAACGUGUAUUUAUUUCAGAUGACUUCGAUGGUGAACUGUUUCCACGGUACUUGAGCUUUGUGAAGGGUGUGGUGGAUUCAGAUGACCUUCCUCUUAAUGUGUCUCGUGAAAUCCUUCAAGAAAGCCGAAUAGUAAGAAUAAUGAGAAAGAGGCUCGUCAGGAAAACAUUUGACAUGAUUCAAGAGAUAUCUGAAAGUGAAAGUAAAGAGGAUUACAAAAAAUUCUGGGAGAACUUUGGCAGGUUUCUAAAGUUGGGAUGCAUUGAAGAUACUGGGAACCACAAACGCAUAACACCACUGCUAAGAUUCUUUUCAUCCAAAAGCGAGGAGGAAUUAAUCAGCCUGGAUGAUUAUGUUGAAAAUAUGGGUGAAAACCAAAAAGCUAUCUACUAUUUGGCAACAGACAGCUUGAAAAGUGCCAAGACUGCUCCUUUCUUGGAGAAGCUGGUCCAGAAGGAUAUUGAGGUUUUGUAUCUUGUUGAGCCAAUUGAUGAAGUUUCCAUCCAGAAUCUGCAAACCUAUAAAGAAAAGAAAUUUGUUGAUAUUAGCAAGGAAGACUUGGAACUUGGUGAUGAGGAUGAAGUUAAAGAAAGGGAGACUAAACAAGAGUACAAUGUUCUUUGUGAUUGGAUAAAGCAGCAGCUAGGUGAUAAGGUGGCAAAGGUCCAAGUCUCAAAGCGCCUUAGCUCAUCCCCCUGUGUACUUGUUUCUGGCAAGUUUGGAUGGUCUGCUAAUAUGGAAAGGUUAAUGAAAGCACAGACCUUAGGAGACACUUCAAGUUUGGAGUUUAUGAGAGGGAGGAGAAUUUUAGAGAUUAAUCCUGAUCAUCCCAUCAUUAAAGACUUGAAUGCUGCAUGCAAAAAUGCACCAGACAGUAGUGAUGCUAAAAGAGCCGUAGACCUCUUAUACGACACAGCAUUGAUCUCAAGUGGAUUCUCGCCUGAUAGUCCAGCUGAACUGGGUAGCAAGAUAUAUGAGAUGAUGGCAAUGGCCCUCGGAGGAAGGUGGGGAAGAUCAGAGAAGGAUGACGAUGAGGAGGUGGCUGAGGCGCCGAUACCUGACAGCUCUGAAGAGUCUGAGGCAGAAGUCGUUGAGCCGUCAGAAGUGCGAGCAGAGAGUGAUCCUUGGCAGGAUUGAUUAGGCUGUUAGGAGGACUUUUCCUUUUUGGCCCCAUUUUUGGGGAUUGUUUUACAAGCAAGAUUAAAGGGAAAUCGAAAUAUAGCAGCAGCAGGCAACAGAGAGGUGGAAAUGUUUUAUUUUAGGCAGUGAAGAGACUUAUGGAAAGUACUGUUUUGUUGAAUGUACUGUUGUUGAUAACUGGACGCCCAGAGUUUUUAAAACAGUUUCAACUUUCAAUUACAGAAGCAGCAAGAAGAGAGACCCCACGUUGACUUUUGCUUUUCUAA
Diospyros lotus (date-plum) is the source of this 2834-nucleotide messenger RNA. RefSeq names its product heat shock protein 90-5, chloroplastic. Gene Ontology annotation, cellular component: plasma membrane; perinuclear region of cytoplasm; cytosol. The record is from RefSeq and is a predicted model, not a curated record. The transcript is spliced from 19 exons. Bases 172 to 2565 code for a protein of 797 amino acids. Gene Ontology annotation, biological process: protein folding; protein stabilization; cellular response to heat. Lineage: Eukaryota; Viridiplantae; Streptophyta; Magnoliopsida; Ericales; Ebenaceae. Gene Ontology annotation, molecular function: ATP binding; ATP-dependent protein folding chaperone; ATP hydrolysis activity.